AUGGCAGACUCAGACUCUUCCUCGCUGUCAUCAGCACCGUCCUCGGAAGAUGAGGCCAUCGCCCUGAAAAUGUCCAAACCCACAGGACUCGUUACGAGUUACUUCAAGCCGGCACCCAAGAAGAAGAGCGCCUCGCCAGAACCACCUCCACGCGCGCCUUCGCCGCCUCACGAGUAUGUCCUCGCCGACAACGACGCGAUCGCGUUCCUCGUCAUGUUCAGAAGCCGUUUCAGCGACGCGUUUCCCAAAUCUUUGCCGCACUACGGCCCGCAGGAUAUCGAGUCCGGCAUUGUUGGCGACACAGUCGAUGAGGGCGUUGAGCGAUACCUAUGUGCACUGCUCAGUCUCGUACUGAAUCGGAAGAAAGACGUUGAACGCGGUCGGUACAACCGGGCAUUGGAAGAAGCACUUGCGGAGAAUCGGUCACAAUGGCCUGCUGCAUGGCGCGGACAGAACCCGCUCAGCGGAGAGAGAACAUUCAACAGCAUGUCCCCAGAAGAGCGACUGGUUCUUCUCCGCGCCCUUGUCCUCUGGUCUCUCAACCAGUCCGAAGUCGUACAAGCCCUCCUCAAAGAAUCCUACAAGCAAACUCGACGCGACGACGACAAGAAUCAGCCUCGCAGCGUCCAGCCCUGGCAGGAGGACUCGCAUUUUCGAGUCUUCCGAGAGAAUGAUGGCAAGACCGCGCAGUACAACACAUGGUUCAGCGUUGCUGGGAACAUCUCCGAGAUCAAUGCCCUGGCAGACAAGUUCGCUGAGGAGGGCUCCUUGAAUGCAAGAAUGAAUGCAGAUAAGCUGCGUUCGGCCAUCCCUCGAUUCGAGCAGGGCGACGAGAAGAGAAGACGUCGUGAGUACCGACAGUUACAGAAGGCUCGAUUUACACGGCCAGAGCCAGGCUUCUCGCUCUACGAAGGUCGGACGCGUGGCAAGCGGGCCAAAUACACGUUCGACGAUGGUGAAGAUGUCUUCGAUUCGGACGCACUGUCUACACGUCGAUCGACACGAAAUGCCUCGCCCUCCGAAUCCGGCCCAACGAUCACCGCAAGCGGCCGCCAGGUCAAAGCACGUGUAGGUGGUGUCUACGGCGAAAGCCUUUCCACGGAGCAACGCCGCGAAUACGACUACAACUCUGGCCUCUCCCAAGCUGGUGAUGACGAUAGCGAGGACGAGAUGCCUGCCACAGCUCCAGGCGGUCGACCCGCGCGAUCUGCACGUGCAGCACCUCUCAAGUCUGCUGGACGAGACAGCUAUGAUGGCGCCGACGACGAUAUGCAUAGCGAGAGUGACGAGCAGCAGUCCGAAGGUGAGGAAUGGAGCGGAGACGAGAACGAGCCUGACGAUGAAGAGUCCGAAGGUGACGGCAGCGACGACGAUAUCAGUGAUGAUGAGCUUGCGGCCGACGAAGGAGACAUGCAGAGAAGUCUCGUGGUGCAAUUACGAUAUCGGCCGAAGAAGGUGCCUGUGGCUCCAAGCAGUCGAGCGAGGACACCUCUGUCGAAUGUCGAGAACGUCUCCGAUAUGACCGGUCCUGGCAGCAGCGGCUUAUCGGCCGAGCUCACACUCGACGGUCAUACUGCCAAUGGUGCUGUCAAUGAGGUCUCAAAGGAUGAACCCAAUGAUCACCCCAUGUCUGUCUCACCGAUCAAGCCUUCACCUCAGCGUACCGUGCCACAAUUUUCAUCUACGACUGCGACAACUUACAACACGGCACAACCGGCGCAAGUCCCACCAUCUGAGCCGCGUACCUAUCAGUCUCUACCACCAGCGAGCCAAUUGCCGAACGGUAUCACCCACUUCACGUCUACAGAGCCGUCCUCGACAGCAAGCGUCCCAUCAUCACCACCCUCGGAGCCACAUGGGCAUCCCACCGGGUUCACAUCAUCGAUUCCGCCUCCAACGACGAGUGUGCCAGAGAUGUCUACAGGCAUCAACGGAAUGGGGAAUGAAGCACAGCAGCCUUAUCAGGUAUAUCCAAGCGCAAUGGACGUUUCUUGA
Cyphellophora attinorum is the source of this 1995-nucleotide messenger RNA. RefSeq lists its product as uncharacterized. The record is from RefSeq and is a predicted model, not a curated record. Lineage: Eukaryota; Fungi; Ascomycota; Eurotiomycetes; Chaetothyriales; Cyphellophoraceae. The coding region runs from base 1 to 1995 and encodes 664 amino acids. The transcript has 4 exons.